GUCGCUGGGAGUGCGCACGCGUGAAGGCUGGCGGUUGAAAGUUGCUGGCUCUCUGGCCAGGUUGUUCAUUCCGAAGCACUGGUUCUUGGUGGAGAUGCCCAGUCGAGGGGCGCGCCCGGAAGACUGUACUGGACUGGUGUCCGACGACUCGACCCCGCACAAGGAGCAGCUUAGCAGCAAGAUAAAAGAACAAAAAGUUCUUGUGGAUGAACUUUCUAACUUGAAGAAGAACAGAAAAGUAUAUAGGCAGCAACAGAACAGCAACAUAUUCUUUCUUGCAGACCGAACAGAAAUGCUCUCUGAAAGCAAAAAUAUAUUGGAUGAACUGAAAAAAGAGUACCAAGAAAUAGAGAACUCAGAGAAGAGCAAAAUCAAGAAACAGUCAACUUAAUUUCAUAUAACAAUGUGUGGCAUUUGUUGUUCUAUAAGCUUUUCUGUUGAACAUUUCAGC
Molecule: messenger RNA, 451 nt
Organism: Choloepus didactylus (southern two-toed sloth)
Lineage: Eukaryota; Metazoa; Chordata; Mammalia; Pilosa; Megalonychidae
Gene: ASDURF
Product: ASNSD1 upstream reading frame
Exons: 4
Coding region: 95-391 (98 amino acids)
Source: RefSeq, a predicted model, not a curated record